AGAAAGAAAAGAACCCCAAGCUCAGAAAAGAAGCGCAGAAGCAACGUAUUCCGCCAAGCGCUGAAGCAUCGGAAGAAAGGAAGAACCGCAGUUCGCAGGGCCGCCAGGGCGCAGAACCUCCCUCCGCCCCUGCGCAGAACCAACGCCUAUCUCCUUCCGCUCCGCCGCUCGCCGUGCGCUUCUUAUCUUGACUGACUGCCGCCGUUCCUUGACUGCCUGCGGCUGACCUGCUUCUCCAGACUUGGCUCCAGUUCUCUCGAGCCUCAAGGUGCGCAUAGCAAUUAGGGAGGUGCGCCAAACAAUUUCCAGCCAAGCAUGAAGGCAAUCUCACACCUUUGAAAUUGAAGAAGGCAGCAGCAUCUAUCCACAAAGGAUUUUUUCUGGAGUACAGACUUCAGAACCAUGAGUCUCAUAGGCUACAAUGCCUUGACAAAACCAAACUUCUUUCUUGCACAUUAUGAUAUAUCUGCCCUUGCAAUAUGUCGAUCUCAAUUUAUUUCGCAUUCAAAGAAAACUCCAAUAAUGAGGCUAUGCUGUUCCGUUGUGAGUAGAACACUGUCUUCCAAAUCUGUAACUGAUCAUGAAAGUCAUAAGAAACAGAAAACCGAUGCAUCUUCCUUGUACUCUCAUCCUAGUUUGUUGCAAAUGAAGAAUGAGAGGGUGGCAAACCGUGCACUUGUUUAUGACUUCUUGAGAGGGAUUGGCAUUAUGACUGACGAGCUAGACGGGUUAGAGCUUCCUCCCUCGGUUGAAGUCAUGAGGGAGCGUUUGGACUUCCUUCACAAAUUGGGACUCACAAUUGAGGACAUCAACAAUUACCCUCUUGUCCUCGGCUGCAGUGUGAAGAAAAACAUGAUUCCCGUUCUUGAUUACCUCGGCAAAUUGGGUGUUAGGAAAUCCACACUCACCGGAUUUCUUCGCCGGUACCCACAAGUUCUCCAUGCAAGUGUUGUAGUUGACCUUGCGCCUGUUGUCAAACACCUACAAGGUUUGGACAUUAAACCGAAUGACAUCCCGCUGGUUCUAGAGCAGUAUCCAGAAGUAUUGGGAUUCAAGCUUGAGGGAACAAUGAGCACUUCUGUGGCAUAUCUUGUGGGCAUUGGGGUGGCAAGAAGAGCAAUUGCAGGUGUGCUUGUGAGGUACCCCGAAAUAUUAGGGAUGCGAGUAGGUCGGGUGAUCAAACCCUUUGUGGAAUAUCUUGAGAGUGUGGUAGGAAUCCGGAGGUCAGCAGUGGCAAAGUUAGUCGAGAAAAAUCCGCACAUUUUAGGGUUUGGGCUCGAAGAGAGAGUUAAACCAAAUGUGAAAUCCCUUGAACAAUUCAUGGUCAGGCGAACCUCAAUUCCUUCAGUCAUUUUCCAAUACCCUUCAAUUCUAGGAAUUGAUCUUGAGGAAAGGUUGAAAAGCCAACAAAUUUUCCUCAACUCGCUUUUAGGUCUAUGUCCAGAGGAUUUUGGGAGAGUUAUGGAGAAGAUGCCGCAGGUUGUCAGUCUUAACAAUGCAGCUGUGGUAAACCAUGUUGAUUUCCUCAAGGCAUGUGGGUUUUCUUUAGAACAAGUAAGGACAAUGGUCGUGGGCUGCCCUCAGUUGCUUGCUUUGAAUAUUGAGAUCAUGAAACAAAGUUUUGCUUAUUUCAUUCGUGAGAUGGGCGGCCGGGCGUUGGAUGAGUUGGUUGCUUUCCCGGCUUUCUUCACUUACAACCUCGAAUUAACUGUGAAACCAAGGCAUAUAAAGAUUGCAGAAAAAGGACUAAGAUGUUCCCUUGCAUGGAUGCUCAACUGCUUGGACGAGAAAUUUGAAGACCGGAUGCAUUAUGACUCGUUUGGCAUAGAAGAGAUGGAAUCAAGUCUGACAUCCUUUGACAUGAAUGUCCUCAUGCAACCCCAAAGCGACGAUUCAAUCUAUGAUGAGGAUGAGGAUGAUGCCAGUGAUAGUGAUUGUAGUAUAGACUAGAUCAUCAGACUAUGAUGAGGAUGAUGUUGAUGACACUUGAAUGUAUUUUUAAUUUCUCACUUCACAUGCUAUGUUUAUAUUGUAUCCACUAUCCACUUCACAUCCACCAAUUAGAUUUACAUCAUCCCUAAGGACAAUCCGAAAAUCUUCUCCAACACGCCUAAAACCAUCCAACCAUUCAACCUUCUCGAUAUCCAUUUAUUUUCCAUUUGAUGUUGACACUUUUGAGCGGGAAUCCAAUCCCC
Cuscuta europaea is the source of this 2195-nucleotide messenger RNA. NCBI's taxonomy places the organism in Eukaryota, Viridiplantae, Streptophyta, Magnoliopsida, Solanales, Convolvulaceae. The record is from the annotation of a GenBank genome assembly.